AUGACUAAAAUAGCGUCUCAGAUGAACGCUAAGAAUAUUGUGCUCCGAAGACACAAUGACAUCGUGAAAAGCCCUGAAGAUCAAAGAGAAUUUCGCGGUCUUGAGCUAACAAAUGGUCUGAAAGUUUUUCUGGUAUCAGAUCGCACUACUGAUAAAUCUGCUGCUGCCAUAGAUGUGAAUGCCGGGCACCUUAUGGACCCAUGGGAACUGCCGGGUACAGCUCAUUUCUGCGAACACAUGUUAUUUCUAGGUACCGAUAAGUACCCCUCUGAGAAUGAAUACAGUAAAUUCAUAUCUGCUCAUGGUGGAAGCACAAACGCUUAUACGGCAGCCGAUCAUACGAAUUACCAUUUUGACGUAAAACCAGACCAGUUGCAGGGAGCUUUAGAUCGAUUCGUGCAAUUUUUUCUGGCUCCACAGUUCACCGAAAGUGCGACAGAAAGAGAGGUUACUGCCCAUUCAAAUAACUUGAAAAACGAUGGUUGGCGGAGAUUACAAGUGGAAAGGUUUCUUUCAAAACCCGGUCACGAUUACGGAAAGUUUGGUACUGGUAAUAAGAAAACGUUGAUGGAAGACGCACGAGAAAAAGGUAUUGAACCGAGGGAGGCUUUGCUUACAUUCCAUAAGAAGUGGUAUAGCUCAAACAUAAUGUCCCUCUGUAUUGUUGGUUCCGAAUCGCUAGAUGAACUGGAGUCGUACUUGGGCACACUUGGAUUUGAUACCAUUGAAAACAAAAAUAUAACACCGAAAGAAUGGCUGGACAGUCCGUAUGGAAAAGAGCAGCUUGGAAAACGCAUUGAGAUCGUGCCAGUCAAGGAUUCACGCAGUCUUAUGGUUCGCUUUCCGAUUCCUGACCUACAAGCUGAAUACAAGUCAAAUCCUGCGCAUUAUAUCUCUCACUUAUUGGGCCACGAAGGUAAAGGCUCCUUGUUGUCCGAGUUAAAGCGACUAGGAUGGGUAAGCUCACUAACAGCCGGCGAAACGAAUCUUGCAAAGGGAAUCAGUACAUUCGACAUUCAUGUUGAUCUCAGUCCUGAUGGAAUUGAUCACACUGAAGACAUAGUGGCACUAGUGUUCAGCUACAUUGGAUUGAUCAAACGUACUGGAGCCAUGGCUUGGAUACAGGAAGAGCUUAAGGAAUUGGGUGAACUCAGGUUCCGUUUCAAGGUUGCUGAUUUACUUUCUUACUUCGUUAUGAUGAAACGAUUCAAAUCUGCUCAGGAAAUUUUUAAUCCCGCGCUGCAUAUUCCGGAGAAGAACGAGUACAUUCCAUGUAAAUUGGAGUUGAAGCAAAGAGAGGUUAUAAAAAGUGAUCACCCGCGUGUUAUCUACGAUGAUGAAUGGUGUCGCAUUUGGUUCAAACAAGAUGAUGAAUACAAGCUUCCAAAAAUGGUUACUCAUGUAAGUCGAAAUAUCUCUUUUUACAACGCUGAAUUGGCUGGUUUAAAAUGUCAUCUAGAACUUGGCACAUAUGGAGCAAAUAUUAAAGUGAGCCGUGAGCAACGCCCUCAGGAGGCAUUCGUAUACCUACGUGUAAUCUCCUCUAUCCUUAAAUUUUCAGAUCCAUUGCGCUUUGAGGUGCUGUUCGACACUAUAAAAAGGGCGUUGGAGAAUUUCGCUCAUUCUCAGCCGUACACGCUGUCGCAGCAUUAUAUUCAAAUGCUCCUCAGUGAUAAAUUCUGGAGCAAAGAACAACUGCUUGCUGUGUGUAUAGACGUGCAUGAAGUUGAAAUGUUCGGGAAGGAGAUUUUGCGUGCUUUUCACAUUGAGUUAUUUGUCCAUGGGAAUGCCACCGAACAGAGCACGCUCUUGAGAAUGGUGUGUACGUUUUUUUUUUUUAAAUUGCCACUUUUUCUUGAAGCUAUUUAUGAGGGGCUGACCAAAGAGAAUGACUUGGUCAAAUUCAUUACAGGUGAUUCAUACGUGUAUCGUCACUUCCAGGAUACUCAUGAAGUGUCUUGUGUGGAAGUUUUGUACCAAGCUGGUGUUCAGACUACUCGAGAAAAUGCUCUAGUGGAAUUACUUGUUCAAUUGCUACGUGAACCAGCUUUCAAUCAGCUAAGAACGGUGGAGCAGUUAGGUUAUAUUGUUUGGACUGGCCCAAGGCUUACAUCUGGAACCUUGGCCCUUCAACUUAUUGUACAAGGCCCGACAUGCCCAGAUCAUAUACUUAAUCGAAUGGAAGCAUUCCUUGAGAAGAUUAGGGACGACAUUGUUUCGAUGUCGGAUGAAGAAUUUGAGCAACAAAAAACCGGACUAAUUACUCGAUUACUCGAGAAACCAAAAACCUUAGGAGCUCGAUCUCGACGUUUUUGGAACGAAAUCCAGUGCAGACAGUACGACUUUGAUCGAAUAGAGGUUUUACACGCUGUUGGCAAAGAAGAACUUCUGGAAUAUUUUGAUCUUAAGUUUAGUCCCACAGCACCAGAGAGGAGAAAGGUGAGCUUUUAG
This is a messenger RNA of Angiostrongylus costaricensis, 2451 nucleotides long. The record is from the annotation of a GenBank genome assembly. Lineage: Eukaryota; Metazoa; Nematoda; Chromadorea; Rhabditida; Metastrongylidae.